CAACCAUUCAUGGCUCAAGCUGAAUACAGAUUUGGACACGGUGUAAUAACUGGAGGGCUAUUUGGAACAGUUUUCCAAAUUCUUGCAGACCAGUUGCAUUUCAGCUACAAUUUAACAAUUUUGUAUGGAUAUCGAUAUGGGGCAUUUCGAAACGGUAGUUGGGACGGGAUGAUUGGGCUUCUUAGUAGAAACGAAGUCGACAUGACGGUGUCUGAAUUAUCAAUGACAGAAGAUCGUUUGGAUUUAAUUGGCUACAGCAUGGCACUGGAUUCAGUAGGGUAAACUAAUAUCUAAUAAUUUUAUAUGUACGCAUCAAUUGACACUUUUCAGUUAAAAAAGGACUGAGUUCCAUAUCAAUUAACUUCGUUGAUUGAAACUGUAUUUCUUCUCAGCCGAAAAAUAUAUAUUCGAAGAAUGUUGCAAGAGGUACCCUUAGACUGGAACUUUUACAUUGCUCCAUUCUCUGUAAACUUGCAUUUUAUGGUGCUUUUCUGGCUUUGGUCAAUGUCACUCAUCCUUUGGGUUUUGCAACGCUAUCCAACUGGACAAUUUCCCUAUACUUUUAUGCACCGACGCAUUACCAUGAAGGAAUACGUUUGGAUUGCCUUCUCAUGUCUUUGCCAGAAAGGAGCUCAUCUGCUUCCACAUAUCAGAAGCUCCAAAAUUGUCUUCCUAGUGUUUGCUUUCACUUUUCUCAUCGUAUACUGUGCAUAUUCAGCAACUCUCAUUUCUCAACUUUCCAUAGCUCCUCCAGUCACUAUUCCAUUCAAAGGUUUGCAAGAUUUUGUUACAAAAGCCAAAGGUUGGACGGGUGGGCCGAUCAAAGGCGACCUAAUGCAGCUUUACAUGGAGAAGUCCUGUCCAGUUCUACUAAAGAAGGGACCAAAUGCACAGUGUGAAUUGUUGGUUCAAUUAUGGACGAAGGUUGUUGAAGCAGAAAAGAACAGACUUCCGACAAGCUUUAUCGAAGGACUUGACCGUGUUCUUAAGGAAAAAUUUGCAUUCAUCGCAUCAGGUCCCGGUACAAGAAAUAUCAUUACGAAACACUUUCCAAAGAAGGAUGCCUGUAACAUUUUUGAGAUGGAUGGGGACUACAUUUCAUCUAACUUGGCUUUUGGCUUCAGAAGGAAUUUUUCACAUACACGAUCCAUUAAUAAACAAAUUCUGAUUAUUCGAAGUUCCGGUAUAUACAAUAGACUGCAAAGGAUUUGGCUCCCACAAUUUGAGCAAUGUGCAGAGUCAACGACGAGUUACACGGAUGCUGGAAUCAAGAAUGUUGGAGUUGCACCCUUGGUCUGGUUAAUUGGAGGUUUAUUAAGCCUCGUUAUUUUAAUUUUUGAAAUGUUGAAUUCGCUAACCGUUAACCGCUCAACGCUGGAAAUGAACAGUGUGUACAAUAAAAAAUACUGA
Molecule: messenger RNA, 1410 nt
Organism: Folsomia candida
Lineage: Eukaryota; Metazoa; Arthropoda; Collembola; Entomobryomorpha; Isotomidae
Exons: 5
Coding region: 415-1410 (331 amino acids)
Cellular component (GO): plasma membrane
Molecular function (GO): ligand-gated monoatomic ion channel activity; signaling receptor activity
Source: RefSeq, a predicted model, not a curated record